Neocloeon triangulifer is the source of this 920-nucleotide messenger RNA. RefSeq names its product cytochrome c1-like. NCBI's taxonomy places the organism in Eukaryota, Metazoa, Arthropoda, Insecta, Ephemeroptera, Baetidae. The transcript has 2 exons. The record is from RefSeq and is a predicted model, not a curated record. The coding region runs from base 162 to 764 and encodes 200 amino acids.
GUUUAGAUCCCUACCAUGGGGCCAAGUCCCGCCUUCUGUGGUGCUGCCUUUAAAAGGAGUCGCGGGGGCCAAAGGAGCUCAGAUUCAUCUCGGCCGAGGCAGUUGGCAGACAGUGCAGUGUUUUCAGUGAGCUCACAAGGGUUAAUUGCAAAAGAGGCAAAAUGAAGUUGCUCGUGGUGUGCCUGUUUGCGGUUUUAGGCGCUGCCGUCGCGAAGCCCGUCGAGGGUGACCAGGUCAAGGUCAAAGAGCCCGUGCCGCUGAUCGUGAGCGACUACUCGAGCGUGGUCAAGGACGACGCGUCGGCCGCGGCGGCCCCCGAGAAGAAUCUGGCCGCCGCCGUGCAGGUGGUGCCCGAGGAGGUCCGCGCCGAGGAAGAGGUCAAGGCCGCCGAGUCGACCGAGGUGCCCGCCGCGGCCACCGACGCCCCCGCCGCCGACGACAAGGAGUUCGCCGAGGAGGUCGAGUCCGAGGAGAAGCUGCUCAAGAGCGUGCCCGCCGAAGAGGCCGUGGCCGCCCCCGAGGAGGCCGUCGUGGCCGCCGAGUCGGCCGUCGACGAGGUGCGCAAGGAGGAGGCGGAGGAGGUCGCCGUGACCACCGAGUUCGCCGCCGCGAGGACGGCCGAGGAGGAGCAAGACGGCGAGGUCACCACCGAGCCCUCCGCCGAGGACGCCGCCAGCCGCAAGGUCCGCGACGCCCCCGACCAGGAAAAGACUGAAGAGGCGACCGAGGCCGAGGAAUCGACCACCCCCAGCAGCUCCUCGUAGACACACACGUGCAACCCUCGAUCACACGCGCCAACCCAAAGCCGUCUGACAAAUAGAUUUUCGCCCCCUUAAUUUAUUUCCGCAACACUUUCAAGCUAGGAAAUCUAUUUCUUGUCAUUCCCGGGCUUUAUUUUUACUGUUUUCCAUCCAAUCCUU